This is a messenger RNA of Lichtheimia ornata, 1599 nucleotides long. RefSeq lists its product as uncharacterized. The record is from RefSeq and is a predicted model, not a curated record. The transcript is spliced from 7 exons. NCBI's taxonomy places the organism in Eukaryota, Fungi, Mucoromycota, Mucoromycetes, Mucorales, Lichtheimiaceae. Gene Ontology annotation, biological process: transmembrane transport. Gene Ontology annotation, molecular function: transmembrane transporter activity. Bases 1 to 1599 code for a protein of 532 amino acids.
AUGGCCAUUAAUGAAUCAAGGCUAAAGAGAGAGCUCAAGGCUCGGUUUUUGAUCCGGCCCCCUGUGGACGAGGAUCCCCGUUUAUUGAGAUCAUCAAUGAAAGGUUUUGUUCUUGUUGUGCUUGCUUUGACUGCUGCAAGUGCCGGUUUUUCGAGUACGAUUUACUUCCCUGGUAUUCCCGAUAUCACCUCUGAUUUACAGGCACCACCAAUUGCAACAACGUUAACGGCCGCGUUGUUCAUUCUUUCGAUGGGUAUUGCACCUGUGAUAUGGGCAUCCAUCUCGGAUUACUAUCGAUUACGCCGUGUAUUAUUUAUCUUGUCAAUGUUGAUCUUCUCGCUGGCAUCUCUGGGGUGUGCUUUAAUGACCAAUAUUUGGGGUCUUGUGGUGCUUCGUUGCGUACAAGCAAUUGGUGCCUCUUGUGGACAAUCAGUCGGAUCUGGUGUGAUCGCCGACUUGUACGAAAUUGAACGACGUGGUGCAGCCUUUGGAAAAUACUUUUUUGGCGUGUUUAUAGGACCAUUGACUGGUCCUAUAAUAGGUGGUUUUCUUAUUAUGAGUCCCUUAUCAUGGCGAGCGACGUUUUGGUUUUGUGUUGCAUUUGGGCUUACCGUUAUUACCAUGGUAAUGGCAGCCUAUCCCGAAACGUAUCGUGAAGAUGCAAAGUUUGAUUUGGCAAUCACAAACGAGAAGGAAGGAGCACAACAGCAGAAGCAACAACAGCGGCAUAAUGGUAAUAUGGAUCCCGACGAUGGUGCAUCCACUGCCACCACCGGAUCCAACACCGUGUCAGUGCAUGCACCUGACAACCACGUAAAGGACGAUAAAUCAAAGGGUGCUACUACCAUUGAUAUGAAAGCUUCACCAUUAGCAAAAAAAGAGAAGCGAAAGCCGAUAAAUCCCAUUCGACCUUUUCUUAUGCUACGCCAUCCUCAUGUGCUAUUGGUAGCCAUUAUACAAGGUGUAGCUUUUGGAUGCAUGUUUGCUGUCGAGACAAUCAUCCCAGACCUUUUUGAAACCAACUUUGGAUUUUCGUCAUGGCAAACAGGUUUGAGUUACCUUGGAGCUGGAGUCGGCAAUCUUUCGGGCGCCAUCGUUACCAACUUGCUAUCAGAUCGCUUAUUGCUACGAGCCCGUGCCAAGCGAGAUGGGCGACACAAGAUUGAAGAUAGGCUCACAAUCAAUCUAUGGCCUUGUGGAUUGAUUUUAAUGCCAUUUGGAAUACUUCUUUUUGGAUGGGGCAUUGGUAGCGGUAUGACUUAUUGGACAGGCAUUGUUGGAUUCGGCAUUCAGAAUCUAGGGAUGAAUCAAGUCAUGGCAUCCACAAGCGCUUAUCUCGUUGAUGCUACGCCUGGUUACGGUGCUUCAGUUACUGCUGCAGCUACGCUUGUGCGUAUGAUACUUGCAUGCGCUUUUACACUUGCAGCUAAUCCCAUGGUUGCUGCAAUUGGUCCUGGUUGGACAAGUGUUUUCUUGGCAGGUCUCACGUAUGCCUCCGUUAUUGCUCUGCUAGUUCUCAAGGUGUUUGGUCAUCGCAUGCGUAAAGCUGCUGGAUUUGAGCAACCAGCUGAACGUCAACAAGAACAAGACGCAGCUUGA